Messenger RNA from Ochotona princeps (American pika), 2156 nucleotides. It is a transcript of the gene TULP1, whose product is annotated as TUB like protein 1. Gene Ontology annotation, cellular component: cilium. The transcript is spliced from 14 exons. Gene Ontology annotation, molecular function: actin filament binding. The coding region runs from base 43 to 1683 and encodes 546 amino acids. Lineage: Eukaryota; Metazoa; Chordata; Mammalia; Lagomorpha; Ochotonidae. Gene Ontology annotation, biological process: protein localization to cilium. The record is from RefSeq and is a predicted model, not a curated record.
CAGACCCACGGCCAUAGCCGCGGUGCCCCAGGCGACGGCACGAUGCCCCUGCAGGACGACGCCCUCCGGGAGGUGUGGGCCUCGGACAGUGGGCACGAGGAGGAAGGUCCCAGUCCUGAGGCUGAGCGGCGCCCCAAGCAGCGACCCGCAGCUGGGCACAAGUUGAAGAAGAGGAGCGAGGCUCCUAGAUCCCCCGGCGCCCAGGGAUCCAAGCCUCGGAGAGCUGGAGGUGGGCGGGGAGGGGCGGGGCGGAGUGGGCAUCCGCGGGAGAAACCCGCUCCCGACCCCGAGCAGCCCAGCGGGCCCCAGCGGAGCAUCUACACUAAGUUCCUCCGAGACCCCGAGGCCAAGAAGCGGGACCCCCGGGAAACCUUCCUGGUAGCCCGCGCUCCAGGUGCCAAAGACGCAGAGGAGGAGCAGGAGGAAGAGGAGGAGGAGGAGGAAGAAGAUAACGGGGAUGCUGAUGAGGAGGAACCUCCCAAGAGGACCAGGGAGAAGACUUCUGCGGCUCCCAAGGAGAGGAAAGCCAAGGCCCAGGGAGACCUGAAAAGCCCUGAGCUGGUGACCAAAAAGAAACCCCUUCGUGCUAAGAAGAAGGAAGCCUCAGCCGGGGAGGGGACGAGAAUGAGAAAGGCCAAGAAGAAAGGGUCCGGGGAGGCUGUCAAGGACCCCCCAGCCAGCCCGGCAUCCAUGAAGAAGAGCCCUGUGGCCUUGUUUCUGGUCGGCGAGAGUGGCUCCACCAACAGAGCUGGGAAGAAGCAAGAUAUGCCCAAGAGCCCAGAAGAGGAGAAGGAGGAAGACAGCGAGAACGAGGAGGCUGCAGCCGUGGCAACCAAAAACAGCAAUCAGAAGGGUAGAGCCAAAGGGAAAGGCAAAAAGAAGGAGGAGAGGCCCGUGUCUCCCCCCGUGGAGGUGGACGACCCUCAGGAGUUUGUGCUACGCCCCGCACCCCAGGGCCGGACAGUGCGCUGCCGGCUGACCAGGGACAAGAAGGGCAUGGAUCGGGGCAUGUACCCCUCCUACUUUCUGCACCUGGACACGGAGAAGAAGGUGUUCCUCUUGGCUGGCAGGAAACGGAAACGGAGCAAGACCGCCAACUACCUCAUCUCCAGCGACCCCACCAAUCUGUCUCGAGGAGGGGAGAAUUUCAUCGGGAAGCUGAGGUCAAACCUCCUGGGGAAUCGCUUUACCGUCUUUGACAAUGGGCGGAACCCGCAGCGUGGAGGCAGCAGUGCAGACGUAGCGAGCCUUCGGCAGGAGCUGGCAGCCGUCAUCUACGAAACUAACGUGCUGGGAUUCCGUGGUCCCCGACGCAUGACAGUGAUCAUUCCAGGCAUGAGUAUGGACAACGAGAGGGUCCCUAUCCGGCCCCGAAACGCCAGUGAUGGGCUGUUGGUGCGCUGGCAGAACAAGACGUUGGAGAGCCUCAUUGAGCUACACAACAAGCCACCCGUGUGGAAUGAAGACAGCGGCUCCUACACACUCAACUUCCAAGGCCGCGUCACGCAGGCCUCCGUCAAGAACUUCCAGAUCGUCCAUGCGGAUGACCCUGACUACAUCGUGCUACAGUUCGGCCGCGUGGCGGAAGACGCCUUCACUCUCGACUACCGGUACCCACUGUGCGCCCUGCAGGCCUUCGCCAUUGCUCUCUCCAGCUUCGACGGGAAGCUGGCCUGCGAGUGACCCCUGCCGCCCCGCGCGCCACCCCACCCCCCACUGGCCCGCCAGCCGCCAGCGAGAGCGAGGGAUCCGGCUCAAGGGAAGUCCCAUAGGGCCCCUCCAACUGCAGCCUCGAUGGGAGACCCCCCUCCUCUGUUAGGGGGCUGAGCCCUCCCUGCCGCCUGGCGACCUCCGAUCCUCGCCCCAGCCUGGCACAACCCCCGGCAGGAGGGACUCGGGCGGUCUCCCCGGACAGAGACGAAGAACAUCUGGAGUGGCCACAGCACAUCUGGCCGCAGAGUCCGCCUGCGCCGCGCCCCAGUCACUUCCUGUCGGGAGCAGUAGUCGGUGUUGUCUUAACCCGCCUCCCCCUCCGCACCCUUACUCCUGGACAACACGAGGCCGAGGAGUCGGGACCGGGUGGUGGGAGGGGAGCCUGGGUGACCGGGCUAGGGCAAGACGCCCGUGUCCCCCAAUAAAGCCGUGCUCCCGGCUGA